CGCCAUUUAACCAACGAAGAAGAACGCCGUCGCUCUUUAUACAAAUGUCGUUUCCGCUCGAGGGAGAAAUACAACGCCACAAAAUGUGCCAACCGAGCGUCUACAAGAUGACACAGUCCUCUAUUUAACGCCAGAAAGCUAGUCGCGUCGUCAUCAUAGCAACUUGACUCAGUCAGGCGGGGUCACGCUGCAAACCAGCCGGAUGUUUUGCGUCGCCACGAUAAAGUGACAGCAACAUUUGUUGGUGUGACACGGAGGCGAAUCGAAAAGCUUAACGGGCACCUGCGCACACUCCCAGCAGAAGCACCACGGUGUCGCCCUUAACAGGGGGACGUUGCAUUCUUUUCUUCGCCUCUUCUCCUGUGGGUGGGAAUGUUAUUUUAACGGCGAGCAUCUGCAGGGUUGCUGGUGCUCCAGAGGACCUUUUGAGCAAGUUGGGAUUGCUGCGGGACGCUGUGGCACAGAUGAGUCCAUCUUUGUGAGACGGCUGCGAUCAGCCCCACGUGACGGAUGUCCGAGACAGCUCCAUGGGCCAGAAGAACCAUGAGGAGGCAGGAGAAGGAUGCAUCCUCCACCUGGGGCUUGAGUAUCUCCAUGUAGUUGGUGCUGAGCGGCAGGCUGGCAGCCCCGACGGGCCUCCUGCCAUGGAGGAGCAGGGGGAGAGCGACCGCAGCGACGCCCCUACCCCCCAGGAAGGUUCUGACGCAGAGGGAGAACCACAGGCGUCUUCCUGCCUCACUCUUACUGCUGACCUCAGCCCGAACGGGGCAGAGAGCCCCGCAGCACACAGCAAGAGCAGCCACCAGCCGCUGUGCCGCACUCAGUGUGUGGACUUGGGGACCGAAGGGCCUCCCGAGCCCCCACCUCAGCUUCAGUCAUCAGAGCUUGAACAAGACCUCAAGUUCUCUCAAGAGUCCAACCCCUCUGCGUCCGAUCCGUCCCCCACGGCUGUGGACAAGGACUAUCGGGCCAAACUGGAUUUUGCGCUAAAGCUAGGCUACUCCGAGGAGACGGUGCGGCUGGUGUUGUCCAAGCUGGGGCCACAGACUCUCAUCAACGACAUCCUGGGAGAGCUGGUCAAGCGCGGCUCUUCGGAUGGCGAGCUGUCAGUGGCGUCAUCGGCCUGCACCUCAACAUCUUCAUCAUCCUGUUCCUCUUACAGUUCCACCGACUUGCAGACAGGUCAGAGAUUGGACUCGCCAUGUCCGCCAGAGUCGCUGUGCGAUCAGGACAACCUGCGGCCCAUCGUGGUGGACGGCAGUAACGUAGCCAUGAGCCACGGCAACAAGGAGGUGUUCUCCUGCCAGGGCAUCCAACUGGCGGUUGACUGGUUUUUAGAACGUGGCCACCAUGAUGUCACAGUUUUUGUCCCAGCGUGGAGGAAGGAGCAAUCCCGGCCGGAUGCACCGAUAACAGAUCAAGAGAUCUUGCGGCGCCUGGAGAAGGACAAGAUCCUCGUGUUCACGCCUUCACGCCGCGUCCAAGGCCGCCGCGUGGUUUGUUACGACGACCGCUUCAUCGUCAAGCUUGCUUACGAAUCGGACGGCAUCAUCGUAUCCAACGACAACUACAGAGACCUCGCCAACGAGAAACCCGAAUGGAAGAAGUUCAUCGAUGAGCGAUUGCUCAUGUACUCCUUCGUCAAUGACAAAUUCAUGCCGCCAGACGACCCUCUCGGCCGUCACGGUCCCAGCCUGGACAAUUUCUUGAGGAAAAGAGCGGUGGUGCCAGAACAGAAGAAGCAGCCUUGCCCGUAUGGUAAAAAGUGCACAUACGGCCACAAGUGUAAGUACUACCACCCAGAGAGAGGCGCUCAGCCCCAGCGGGCCGUGGCCGACGAGCUGCGAGCCAGCGCCAAGACCUGCGUCUCCGCCAAGACCCAAGGGGACUCCGGGCUAGUGAAGAGCCACAGCGUGCCGGUUGGUAGUAUCGAGGCGAAGAAAGGCGUAGUGAAACGACAGUCGGAUCCUGGUGUGCGAGCGCUGUCGUACAGUGACGCAGAGGAGAAGCUGUCCGCGAAGGGGAGGACAGAAAGCCAGAAGACCAACAUGUGUGCCAAUCACAGCGGUGCAGCGACCGCAUCCCCAGCCCCAGUCCCAGGGGGCCAAGACCAACAAUCUCGAGCGAGCACGCCUCACUGUGUCCCUCCAGCCCCCGGCCACGACCUCUACCCCCACUGUGAGUCCCCGGACCUGAACUACUACUCAGUCGCACACGCCUACAGCGGCCUCCGCAUCUCAUCCAGAAGGAGCCCAGACGCUCGCUUUUCCAACGAAGGCGACCUGCGGCUGGGGUCCAUGGGUUCAGCCGGCUCAGAAUGCGGCAGUGAAAGCAGUACAAGUUGCGGCAGCAGUUGCGACUCGUACGGCGAGCGGCCGUGUCACACUUGCCCCCAGGACGCCUUAGCGGACGACGGCAGCCAUUACGCCAGCCCGCACGGCCGGCCAUAUUUCCGCCAGGCCGCGUCAAGCCACGAACUUUGCAGCUUUCACUCGAGCGAUUAUGCAAAUGUUCCGCACAGUCAUGUGACUAACACAGGCGCACACAGCUACCACACCGGCGCCACGCGGACUCCAAGCUGGUCUCACGAUCAGGCUUCCGACGCCGUCCCCAAGCGACCUCUGUAUCCGUUACCUCUUCAUUUCCAGCACCAGCCGCUUGCUGCUCGAUCCAGCUGCCCGGGUGACUACCACACGGUGACCCCAACCAACCCCCCCGGCUCUCCUAUUGGGCGUUGCCUGGCCCCCACCAGGGCAGAGAGUGCAUCAGACUCUCGUCUUUAUGAGCAUCUCUACGCACCCCCCCACCACCAUCACCACCACCACCACCGGCUGAAAGCUCUGCCCGCCUGGGAUGCGUAUUACAGCGAGCCACCGCCGCCGCCACCGCCACCCCGGUACGGACCAGGCGCCUAUCAGAGCUUGUCGGACACCUGCCAGGCGUCAUGGCACCCACCUCAGUGGCCCCAAAAUGCCUACACACCACCACACUCGUCUCACCCCAUGCACUAUUUAAGUCACCCGCCUCACCCUCCCCACCUGGCACAGUCAUCGCUGCCGGAGUCGCCCACCCACAGCCGCUACGGGGAAGCCAGGGAGAAAGCGUACACCAACCUAUGCAACAUCUUCCCCUCGGAGCUUGUGAGCCGAGUGAUGGCGAGAAGCCCCCACGUCACAGACCCUCAGCAGCUUGCCGCCGCCAUCCUGGCAGAGAAAGCUCAGACGGGCUACUAAGACCACCGCAUCGACACAGAAUCAUCCCUGUUUCAACUGCGCCGUCAUUGGUCACCAAAAUCCAUCUUGUUUGUUGUUUGGGAUUUUUGCCCACUGAUGAGAAUGUGUGGUCUUGUUGGAGAUGACAAGUGUUGUGGCCCAAAUGGUCGCCGUGGCGAUGGGCCUACCCUGUGGUGUGUACCUUAGUUUUAGUAAGGGACAUCCCUCUUUCGCUAUAUAUAUAUAUAUACAGUACAUGGUGUAUACCUAUACAUGUACACACUGAUUUUGAUCUGUUGGGUUGACUGGAAUGUGCUACAGACAGAAUAUCUCUAAGUGUAUGUAGUGUAAAUAUAUUUAAUUGCUGUUGUCUGUAGCGGAUUCCAGAAGAAUCCACGAUGAGCCCUAUUUGAUACAAAUUGUAUCAGGAAAUGAGUCGCUGAUGUCAUACAGUAUGUGGACUUGUCACUCCAUGUGUAUCGCACACUCUUAAUGUAGUCAAGUUCCAACUCAUGAGCUAUGGUGGUGUUAUGAGCAGUUAUGUAGGGAAGAGAACUGCUUUGGGCGUUUGGGUUCAAGGCUUCUUUUCCGCAGUCCAAGUUGAGCCGUGAUCAGCGGUUGGUCGGGUCUUUCUCGCAAAGAGAGCACCGAUUCCGAGGCUGCUUUUCAAUGCGGAAAAGAAGCCAAUCCAAAAUCAAUAAUGUAACAAAGAAGCGCCUUCGCUCGGGCCUGCUGGCACCGUGUGUCAGCGUGGCCCCCCGAGCGUGGGCCCAAAGUAAUGCCACUACAUGGCAUCGUGCUUACGACACAUCCAAUACUCUGAACUAUGUUCAGCUAACUGUUGUGCAUGUUUCCGCGCCUUUUUAUUUGUGCACUUGUAUUGCAGCAUUGAAGGUUCACUCCAAUAACUAACAAUAACUUUAUUAUUGCAACUGUAACUGUGAUUGUUCAUUAAAGAGAACUGCUAAGAGGUCUAAUGUGUGGAAUUGAGUAUUAUUAGUAUUUGUAUGGCCCACAAUGGAAAGGUUUUCCGGUUUAAAAACUGCUGUAAUGUCUUUAAUAUUUAGGGGUCGUGAAAACAAAAGCUACGGCAUAAACUGAAAUGUAAUUUUUUUUAUUGGUGAUCCAGCAAACCAUAUUUCCAUAAAGAAUCCUCUAACAUAAACAUAUUGACUCAAAUAAACAACAGCACUGUGACAGCUGGUGCCAGAUCAUCAUCAUCAUCACACAGGUUGGCGUCACGGGGCGGGGCGAGACUUAAGAAAAUUGAAAAGCCAACCUUUUUUUAAACAACGAAAAUGUUCAUGGGCUGGUUUUAGUCUUUGGGAACGCAACUGAAAAGCACAUGAGCGUGUGUACCUGCCGUUGGCAAACAUGUUACACAGAGAGGGCAGGCAAAGAGCUUUAAAAAGCCCUGGACCUGCACCAGCUGUCAAGUAGAGUUAAAUACCAGCAUGAAAGCGUUGUUGGGACUGUUAAGAGAAAAAGUUAUCGAGUGGGUUUGUUGGAAACGUGCAAAGACGACGAUCCACUUGAAUUGAUGACGUGAAAUGGGAGUUGCUUGCCAAUGCAGUCGUCAAGCCCACCUCAGACCACGUUGCGUAUUCCGUACGUCUCUAAAAUGCAGCUGAACACUAAGGCCACCUCGUUUUUGGAAAGGGGGGAGCGGGGCGCGGCAAAGAGGUAGACUGAUGUUCAGGAGCUCCGCGGCCGGUUGCAAAGUGAUGCAUCUACACCAAGGCUCCGUGAGACAUCACACUUCCCAGCCGGGGGCUCAGUGCCUAACGUACUUUCCCUUUGUCACCUUUGCUACAUUCAUCCAUCCACACCUGACAGGUGAUGGGUCGGGUCGGGUCGGGUCAGGUAUCCCCCCCUCCCCAAUACAAUGUGAAAUGAAGUAAUACAAACACAAAAAUCCAGUUUGAACGGAUAUACUUCAGAACCCUUUUGAAGUUAAACAUCAGUUUUUUGUAUCAUCUACAUGCCCCCCUUCCAAUCCUGCUCUCUGUGGGGGUCUAGUCCUUGGUGGAGCCUCAGACUUUGAGAGGUGGCUAAAAACAAACGCUAAAAUGAUUGAAACAAAAACGGAAGAAGGUAAAAGCAAAAAGAGGGCAGACAUACUGUGACGAAAAGAAUCCAUGUUGUUGUCUGUAGUGUGAUGCUGUCACGCGUACUGGGUUGGAUCUCUGGCACACACACAUAUCCCCAAUUCUUAAGCAGGGCAUGA
This is a messenger RNA of Doryrhamphus excisus (bluestripe pipefish), 5439 nucleotides long. Lineage: Eukaryota; Metazoa; Chordata; Actinopteri; Syngnathiformes; Syngnathidae. The record is from RefSeq and is a predicted model, not a curated record.